AUGGUGAAGACCAACACAAAGAGGGAGGAGGCACGUUCCGCGAGGCUGCAGCAGCUCCCACAGUCCGAGCGACUCGCGAAGAGCGCGAUGCUCAAAAAGCGGGAGGGGCGGGUCCUCAACGCCUCGGAGAAGCAUGCCAUGAAGAUGUCCUCUGAGUACGGUGAGAUCAUCCGCCUGUGGGAGGUGCUGCGUGUGUCCACCGAUCCCGCACGGGAUGACGCUGCAGCAAAGAGCCUGGAAGAGCGCAAGAUGGAUCGCUACGAGUAUAAAUACCCCACGGUGGAUCGCUUGAUGAAACUUAUUGAGCCGAAGUUUGCCACAUACGCAAAGACACCCCGCGUCAGUCGUGUUAUACAGUCGAUGAUCAAAUACGCAUCCGUAAGUCAACUCGAGCAUAUACUCAAGCUUGUGUCGGAGGAUUUUGCUGCUCACGCAACUGAUGCAUAUGGCCAUUUUGUUGUGGUUGCGUUGAUUCGUCACGCACCGCAUAGCUUGCUGGACAAGAUCUUUUCUCAAAUGAUUCCCACAGUGCCGUCAUUGGUGUCGCAUAGGUUUGGCAUUGAGGUGCUCCACGCGGCUUACAGCAACCGCCUCUGUACAGCGACGAACCGUCACCUUCUCAUACUGGCGGUUCUGAAGGACAGUGUUGCCGUGAUGAAGCGGUGGAAGGGGUACCCUGUUUUGGAGGAGGUCCUUCAGCAUGAGACGGCACAGCGGAAGCGUCUUCUUGUGCGACUCUUUGAGUUGUGCGAUAAACUUGUCUCUCAGAAGGGUGCUGUGUCGUUCCCGUUUGUGCAGAGGCUGGUCGCAGCGUAUAUGAAUAACGGGACAAAGGAUGAGGUGAGUGAGCUGUGUGAUACUCUCCGACCACAUCUGGCGACGUUGUGUACCACUCGUGAGGGUGCCCCGUUGGUGUCACUUACCUUCUCCCUCACGGAGCCAAAGAAACGCAAGGAGGUGCUGCGGGCCUUCUCGGAUAACCUUGGCAGCCUUGCAGUUGGAAAGUACAGCGCGCCUGUCAUUGCGCGUCUCUUCGAUCUCGUAUACGAUGUGCAGCUUCUGCGCAAGUACAUUGUGAAUGACGUUGAAGCACACAUCACACAGCUCAUUAACAGCCCUUUUGGCCACCAAAUACUCCUGCACCUCCUCUCGCCACAUGCGGAGCGUAAGGCCAAGUUCCUUCUUCCCAACUGGUUCCAGCACAACCUGUUUUCUCUGGAGAACGACCGGUGGAACCUCCACACAUGGCUCACGCACGAGUACGUGGAGGAGACGGUAGAGAUAUGCUCCAAGAGUGCCCUCAACACACACCUCGCCGUGCUGCCUUCUAUCGUAAGGCGUUUCAUCGAGGUCGCCGGCGAUUCCACAGCGGUGGUGAAGUUGAACAAGCACUUCACCGGCCUUAUUGCGAGAGAGGUGCUAACCGUCGAUGAGACGGAGGCGGCGUAUAGGAAGGCACUCCAGCUCUCAGAGGCCGACAAACAGCUGCUCGCACGUCUGGCACCUUGUAAGGAAAAUAAGCGGCCCCGUAGCGAGGAUGCGGAUCCUCCAGCGAGCGCAGCACCGCACCAGAAAACAAAGGCACGAAAAAUCGACAGGAGCUCUGCAUCCGGGGCGCUGAAGUGCGGUGGAGAGUCUAAUCACUCGGGUACAGGCACAGUUCCAAGGAAGAAGGACAAAGUUGUCACGAAGAAGGGAGGUAAGACCAAUGAAGGCAAGGUGAAGGCAGUGCGUACGAAAUAA
Molecule: messenger RNA, 1743 nt
Organism: Trypanosoma grayi
Lineage: Eukaryota; Euglenozoa; Kinetoplastea; Trypanosomatida; Trypanosomatidae
Product: pumilio protein 8
Exons: 1
Coding region: 1-1743 (580 amino acids)
Biological process (GO): regulation of translation
Cellular component (GO): nucleolus
Molecular function (GO): mRNA binding
Source: RefSeq, a predicted model, not a curated record